AUGUCUCAACCGAUCCCGCAGCCGCCGGGCGUUCCCUUGCUCGGCAACAUCUUUGAUGUUGACCCAAGCAACACCUGGACCUCUCUGAAGAAGCUGGCGGAAAAGUACGGAGAAAUUUUCCAAAUCAGCGUCCUCGGCCACAAGCUCGUCUUCGUCGCCGGCGCCGCGCUGGCCGAGGAGCUGUGCGACGAGAAACGCUUCCGCAAGUUCGUCGGCGGGCCCAUUGUCGAGAUUCGGGCUGCCGCCGUGGCCGACACCUUCGUCGACAUGCGGGACACCGCCUCGGAGCUGACCCGCAACUGGGCGGGCCUCGGAUCCGGCAAGAACACGAUCCAGCUCAUCGAGCAGCUCAACCGACUCAACCUGGAAGCCACCACCCUCGCGCUGUACGGCAAGAAGCUCAACGGCCUGACGGGCCCACCGCAUCCCAUGCUGCAGGCCAUGGAAGAUUCGACCUCGGAAGCGAUGAAACGACCGAACCGCCCGGGGUUCCUCAACCGGUUCUUCUACGGCGGCAAGUUUACCAAGUCCAUCCGCACCAUGCGGGGCUACGCGGCCGACGUGGUCGAGAACCGAAAGGCCAACCCUGGCGACCACGCCCGCAAAGACGUGCUCGCCGCGCUCAUGAACAGCAGCGACCCCGAGACUGGCAAGGCCCUCACUGAAUCGCAGGUGAUUGAUGAAAUCGUCUCCAUGCCCAUCGGCAGCAGCACCGCGCCGUGUUGCGUCACCACCGCCAUUUAUUUCCUGCUUAAGAAUCCCGACAAGCUCGCCGAGGCCCGGAAGGAGGUGGAUACCGUCCUCGGAAAGGGAGAGGAGUUUACUUAUGCCCACCUCUCCCAGCUCAACUACGUGGAAGCCAUCGUCCGCGAAACGCUACGCCUCUCGUUUGCCGCUCCUGGUUUCAAUAUCGAGCCUAUCCCGAACCCCAACGACAAGAGCCCCAUAAAGCUAGGCGGAGGCAGGUACGAGAUUGCCCAUAACCAAGCCAUGAUUAUCGUGCUCGCGGGCGUAAACAGGGAUCCGACCCUGCCUCUGGGAGUCAGGAGGUUCUACGGCAACGGCAAGCGCGAGUGCAUCGGCAAGCAUUACGCCGCCCGGUGGAACGUGGUUGCGUUGGCGACUCUUCUCCGCGACGUGGAUUUCGAAAUGGCGGACCCCCAGUACGAACUUCACCAGGAUGGGUGGUUCAAUCUUCGGCCGGUUGAUUUCUUUGUCAAGGUCAAGCCGAGACAGGCGUAG
This is a messenger RNA of Parascedosporium putredinis, 1242 nucleotides long. NCBI's taxonomy places the organism in Eukaryota, Fungi, Ascomycota, Sordariomycetes, Microascales, Microascaceae. The record is from the annotation of a GenBank genome assembly.